Messenger RNA from Striga hermonthica, 534 nucleotides. NCBI's taxonomy places the organism in Eukaryota, Viridiplantae, Streptophyta, Magnoliopsida, Lamiales, Orobanchaceae. The record is from the annotation of a GenBank genome assembly.
UGAGGAGCAAAUGUUGACCAUAACACGGAGCGAGAUGCAGAGGAUGAUUGCCGAAGCUGUAGCUGCCCAAAUCAAACAAACACCAGUCGAGCAACCCAGGGUGGAACAACUCCGAAUCGAGCAAGCUAGGAUCGAACAACCUCAAAAUGAGCAGCAACCCCCUGAACGCGAACAACAGGCACAAUCACAUGAAAGGCAGAACAUGAGGGUAUAUGAGGAGGAGUCCUCUGUCAGAACCGUUAAUCCACAAGCCAAAAACGACACGCUGGAGCAGCUGUUAGCGCAGGUCCGAGACCUGCAGGCUCGGGUGGAAGGAAGAAAAACGGGAAGCUCGAGGGGACACCCUUUUUCACAACAUAUUCUAGAUGUCGACUUGCCUCAGGGGUUCAGGGAGCUCAAUAUCUGGUAUGACGGUUCGACUAAACCCUCUCGACAUCUCAGAAGUUUUGAAAACAUGGCAGUAUUGCACCGUUAUAAUGACCCCGUUCAGUGUCGAGCGUUCAUGACGACCCUGCGAGGACCAGCGCAGGAUUA